CCGGAUGCUUCAGACUAACGGUACAGUCUAAAAAAGAAUGAACAGUAAAUGAAGUGAACGAAACACAAUAGUGAUGUCAACUGCACAGCCUACACCUUCAGACUCCAACAACUCAAACCAAUCCACUGAACCUAGCUCAUCUAAUACUAAUAAAGAACAAUCUAAAACUCCAACCAAAUCAACCAAGCCACUUAGUACCAGUGCUAGAAGACUUCAACGAGAACUAGCAGAAAUAACACUUGAUCCACCUCCAAAUUGCAGUGCUGGGCCUAAAGGAGACAAUCUGUAUGAAUGGGCAUCAACUAUAUUAGGUCCUAAAGGAUCAGUUUAUGAAGGAGGUGUUUUCUUUUUAGACAUUUUCUUUUCACCAGAAUAUCCAUUUAAACCACCAAAGGUUGUGUUUAGAACUAGAAUAUAUCAUUGUAAUAUAAAUAGUCAUGGUAUUAUAUGUUUAGAUAUACUAAAAGAUAACUGGAGUCCAGCCUUAACUAUAUCUAAAGUGUUAUUAUCAGUGUGUUCAUUAUUAACAGAUUGUAAUCCUAAUGACCCUCUAGUAGGCAGUAUCGCUCAGCAAUAUACAACCAGUCGAGAAGAACAUGAUAAAUUAGCUCGACAAUGGACAAAACGAUACGCUACAUAGCUCAUAAUAUUGUCAACAAAAUUUUAAGUUGUAUUUUAGCUUUUAAAACAAACUUUAUCUACAGACCAAUUUGUCAAUGUGGUAAAAAUACCUUGAGGCACAUUCAGAUGGAUUGUAUCCAUAACACUUAAGGGUAAGCAUGUUGUGACAUCAUCAUAACCUUAUCCUGUUACUUCUCAAAACUAAACAAGAAUGUGAAUUUUGUAACUCUUUUUAUAUGAUAAUAAUAUCUUGUCUGAACUAUCUGCUGCAAGACAAGUAUACCUAUAUUCUAUAUAAACAUUCUGUUCUAUUUCUGUGGUGUUUAUUUUUUUGCCUGGUUGCAUAAAAAAGGAAAAGGUAACAAAUAGAAUAUGAAUUGUCAUUUGAUAAUACAUAUGCCAGGAUUUAAAACUGUUUAUCUGAAUAGUAGAAUUAUUUUGAUUUGAUCUUAAGUGAUAAUGUCAUUGGCAUAUAUGACCUUGACAGCGUCUAAAUAUAAACUUGUCAAUGUCAUGGAAUUUCAAUGAAUGGGCAUUCAAAUUGUGUUUUUUGGCUUUAAUAUGAGUAUGGAAAAUAUAUAUUGAAUGUUCUUUCUUAGUCUUCAUAUUGAUUCUGAUUUUAAAGUGUUUGUUUCUUGUAUUGUAUGAAUGAGCUAAUGAAAGUUUUUCACUUUGUUAACCACCUGAAUAUGUGCCUACUGUGACAAGAAACAAGUUUUAUUAAAUGAAAUGGCAAUGUUGUAAUGGAAAAGCAUCUUAUUUAUUGAUAUUUUCAAUUUUCAAACAGGGGAAUUCUUGUAUCUAUGAUGAAAUAAUUUUUAAUCUACCUAUUUAUUUCUGAGCAUCCAAUGUUUUGAAUUAAUGGUUUAUGUAUAAAAUGAUUUCACCAC
Lottia gigantea (owl limpet) is the source of this 1511-nucleotide messenger RNA. RefSeq lists its product as hypothetical. Gene Ontology annotation, molecular function: ubiquitin conjugating enzyme activity. Gene Ontology annotation, biological process: protein polyubiquitination. The record is from RefSeq and is a predicted model, not a curated record. Bases 74 to 640 code for a protein of 188 amino acids. Gene Ontology annotation, cellular component: nucleus. The transcript is spliced from 5 exons. Lineage: Eukaryota; Metazoa; Mollusca; Gastropoda; Lottiidae.